AUGGCAUCAGAAGUUUGGACCUUGUUUAAGGAUGGAGCCUCCAACAUAAAAAGAUCCGGUCCUGGGGUUGUUUUAAUUACUCAUUCGGGGGAAACCCUGAGGCAGGCCAUCAAAACUGUACCAUUAACUAACAAUGAAAACGAAUACGAGGCUUUGGUUGCAGGACUUAAACUAGUUCGGGGAUUAGGUUCUGAUGACUGGAGGAACGAGUUCAUUGAAUAUAUCAGACAUGGUAAUUUACUUGAAGACCCAAAAGCAUCCCGGUCAUUGCGGACCAAAGCAGCUCGUUGUUGUCUUGUUGAUGGACAGUUGUACACAAGGUCGUUCCAAAGACCAUUGGCUCUGUGUUUAGGGGCCUCAGAGGCUGAUUAUAUGAUGAGAGAAGUUCAUGAAGGGGUUUGCGGGAAUCAUUUAGGUACAGACUCAUUGGUUCUCAAGUUAGUCAAGGUUGGCUACUAUUGGCCUCAUAUGGAACAAGAUGCUAAAGCAUUUGUACAAAAGUGCGACAAAUGUCAACGCCAUGCACAGUUUGUGCAUCAUUUAGCGAUACUUUUGCAUUUAGUGGUGUCUCCAUGGCCAUUCAUGAAAUGA
Nicotiana tabacum (common tobacco) is the source of this 591-nucleotide messenger RNA. NCBI's taxonomy places the organism in Eukaryota, Viridiplantae, Streptophyta, Magnoliopsida, Solanales, Solanaceae. The record is from RefSeq and is a predicted model, not a curated record.